This is a messenger RNA of Scatophagus argus, 4799 nucleotides long. RefSeq lists its product as uncharacterized. The transcript has 7 exons. Lineage: Eukaryota; Metazoa; Chordata; Actinopteri; Scatophagidae. The coding region runs from base 389 to 4276 and encodes 1295 amino acids. The record is from RefSeq and is a predicted model, not a curated record. Gene Ontology annotation, biological process: positive regulation of transcription elongation by RNA polymerase II. Gene Ontology annotation, molecular function: protein binding.
CUAACCUGAACUUCACCCAAUCACAUUGAGUUAAAUUGCGCUUUGACUGUUGGAAUGGCGCACACUCCAAUGAGCUAACUGUGGCUAAAGGUUCUGUUAGCAACGCUGAAAACAACACUUUGGUCAUUAGAGUCAUGGAGGAAGUAGUUUGCACAGUAAUACUGAGGGGCUUAAAGAGCAAAAUAAAUGUAAGCCAAUUAGGGUGUUACCAACGCAUUUACCAUGAACACUGGAAUUCACGAGCGCAGUUCUGCUUCUCCACGUGCAGCGUGGCUGCCACCAGCUUUGAGUCCAGUGUGAAGAAAGGCUGAUGCUGCUAAUGCUGCCACAUCCCUUUACCUGUUAGCCACCGCUUGUUGCCUUCCUUGGGGCCAGAGCCCAUGUGAACAUGCAGAGGUACUGGUGGCCAGGUUAUGAGACACAGCUUAUUGGAGAACUGCAGAGACAACAACACAACUCCCAGUUCUGUGAUACCCUUUUGCAAACGGAGGGUAUCUCAGUACCAACCCAAAGUUGCAUCCUGGCAGCUCUCAGUCCCUACCUGUCUCAACUGCUGUCAGCCUCCCCGUCUCCUCCAUCGGGCCAGAAGCGCCAGCUCCACUUCCCGGCUGUGAAGGCCCAGACCCUGCUGAAGCUUGUUGGUCUUCUGUACUCUGGGGAGGUGGAAGUAAAAGGAAGCACAGAACAGAAUGAUGUGCUGUCUGCAGCGCGCCAGUUUGGCAUUACAAACCUUAGUGAAGGACGGAAAGAUGGCGGGAUGAAGGAGGGGGAACCCCAGAAAAAGAGUUGUGGGAGUUGCAGAGAGAGGAAUGGAAGCAGGAAAAUGCAGGAUGCACAAGUUCAGGUUGAGAUGGAUGGUAGGAGAGCUACAGAUUGUCCGGUUGAAAAGAGAUGUUGUGUAUCAAGAGGCACACAGACUGUUAAAGGUGGCGAAAAGACAUCGGGCAGUUCUGUUACUCACGCUGACCAAACCAGACCUGCAACCCGAGAGCCUGCUUCCUCUGUAACUCAAAGCCUGGAUUUUUCUAUCACACUGCAACCUCAAAACAUCACACUAGGUAAACAUUUAUACUCAACUUGUUUACCACCUGUUCCCAAUGUGCCCACUGGCACGCCAAGCGAUGGCGAGUCUUCACUAGACAGAUCCUCUGACAGUGUAACAAACCUCGCAUCGACUUCGACACGGUCCAGUGAUGUGAUGACUGUCCCCAUUUCCCUUAAAGAUGACUCAAACUCCUCAGCACCUCAGGAAGACAGCUCCUGCCAGCAGUCAUCAGAGUUUGAGGAAAGGAUUGGGAUGGGAUUAAGGGACGAAAAAACUAAAUUUAAAAUGGCUGACAAGAGAGAAAAUAGAGAGCAGCCAAGCCAGGCUAACAGAGAUGAGAUGCUGGGAGAGGAAAAAGGAAACCCUACAGAGAAGAAGCAUGUGCAUGUGGGAAUGAAGAGCCUGACUAAGAUGAAACAGAUGCAGCAGACAUUUGAGACCACAAAGAUUUCUGUCAAGGUAAAACUGAGGAGGAGGACCAAAGGAGAAGAAUGGGAGGUCGUUAGCGUACAAGAUGCAGAUGAGACGCUGUCAGUUCAUACAUCCCUCAAACAGACAGAUCUCACAAAUAGUCAGCUGUCGUCUGUCCAGCCAGGACUGUUUCAUAAACCAGAGACCUCCGUAGUUCAACCUGCUACUGCCAGCUCCCCUGAACCGGCACCACCAUACACCAGCUCUGACUCCCAGCUGGGCUGCGGUGACUGCUUCACGCCGAACCAAAACGAUGAACUGGACUCGCCAGGCCAGCCUCCAGGCCCUUCGGAAGAGUCUGAUGAACAGAUAGAGAAGCUGUUGGAGGAUGUCAUGAUGGGCCUGAACAUCCUGCCAAACUUGGAGAAGGACUGCAAGCAGCCUCAUCUCCUUCAGCCGAGCCUGAGAGAGAAUGAGCGAGUGCACGCUGCUGUCAGUGCAGCAGGCUGUGUGUAUCACCCGGAUUUUGGGACACGGAUUGGUCACUCUUCCACGGAUUCAGGCAUCCAUUGUUGUUCUACAACUCAGAAACAGCCCAGCUCCUCAAGCCUUUCAUCUCUACAGUCAAAUGCUAUCCAACAGCAGCAGUCUUCUCAUUAUAACUCACCUGCCACAUCUGUGGGGCACAGAGAUGGAACAAGCCACCAGUGCAUGCCACUGUCAGAAAGUCAAAAGUGUCUAUACUGUGCAGCACCCACAACAGGGUCAGUCAUAGCCACAGCUUUCCACUCCAGUGUGCAGGAACUACAAUCCCCAGUAGGUCAGGAACUGUCUUCACAAGACCAUCAGAACAUCCUGGAAUUAUUACCCCUGAUGAAUGGAAGCGACACACAGUCCUCGCAGUGUUUUUCUUUACCUAGUCUGGAUGAUUUUCAGCUUCCUCCAUGCCUCUCUCCGUUAGAACCAUUCACCUCGGCAGCAAAAUAUCAACCUGUCCUCAACAACUCGAACCAUAGCGAUAAAAUUCAGCCUCAGCCAUCUCUACAUAGGCGACCCUGGCUCAUAGAAAAGCCUGGAUCGCUAAAGUUUCCUCUCGACGCCGUCCCUCACAGACAAAGUAUGUCCUUACCAUGGGAUACAAACCAAAACUGUUGGUCAAUGCCAGAGCAGAAACAUCUGGACUUGAACAGUCCACAAAACAGAGGAACCAGGGCAAAAUUCUAUACUGUCAAGGAGGUGGAGAAGGGAGGCACAAUAUGUGUUGACCAUGUAAAUGCACCAGAAGUGAAAUCUGAGCACAGUAAGAUGAAGAAAAGUUGUAAAAGAUGUAAACAAGGUGACACCAAAGGUGAUACUGCAGCAGCCAAAAGGGGGACGAAAAAGUGCACAAGUCAUCCACAAGAUGCUGCUGAUUCUCUUUUGACAAACAAACACUUUGAUGUCAGCGAUGGAGUGAAAAGUCAAAUCAACCUGGGCAUUUGUUCAGUCAGUUUGUCAAGCAACAAUGUGCUGGCCAAGGAACGAGAAAUGUCCACCAGUGCUUCAAAGGUGCCAAACAAAUUUUCAGGGAGACCAGAUGAACCGGCCAGACUCCAGAAUGAACAGACUCGGAUCAGGACCAGAGGCUUUUUGAAAAAAACCCAAGAGACAACAAGUAAUGCAAGCCUAGAAAAUUCCUCAGUUUUUAAACCCUUGGCCCAUAGUGCUAAGAUUGUGAAUAAACAAGGAGUCUCAUUACCCAAGCGGAAACGUGGAAGGCCGGCAAAAGAAAAGCUCGAAGAGAGACCUCUUGCCAUCACCGACAAAAAGAGCAAUGGUGUGGGAAGUGAGCAACAAGUUGACAACAAUUUGCCAAAGGAGGAGGAGGAGGGUGAAAAAACAAAGGGAAGGUGUAAAAAACGUGGGAGGAACAGAAAUGAAGUGAAGGUAAUUCCACUGAAGAUGAGCACAAGUGCUGCCAAGGCUGAAGCGGAUGGUAAUGAUGACGUAAUCCCAGGAGUGAGAAAACUUGGGACACCCAAAAGGCCCCGGAUGGACACUGUGAAGGAGCUCCAAAAGCUUAUCAAGUGCCAGCACUCAAAAGUAAGGAACGCAAAAGAAAGCCAGGACAAGGAACCAAAUGAAACUGCAAAAGAUUUAGACAGUGAAGAGAAGGAAUGUGGCAGCAGGCGUGAAGAAAUAAUCACUGAGACAGAAGUGGACAUAGACAUUACUCAGCCUCAGAACAGGGAAAGGACUGAGGAGUCUCGCAUCGUCUUCAAUGUUACAGUCGAUGAAAAUUACAAUCAGAUUUUCAGCAAAUCAGCAGCUGAGUACAGCAAAUCGCGACGAGAUGAUGCGGUCAGCUUCGUUAGUGAGGAGAGCAGUUUGUUUGGUGUUGAGCACCGCCUGGUGUUUUCCUGUGAUGUCUUGGAAGAAGAGAUCAAGUUAGCAGCUGAGAGGGAGCAGCCACUGCAGAAGCCUCAUGAAGCCUGUGUUGCAGGAAUAUCAGACCAGACUGCUAUCAGUGACGAAGGCUCAUCUCAGAGCAACGCCCACACACUGCUUCGAGGAGACAAAAUGACUAACCCUCAGACCCCUGAGAGAACUGGUCUGUCAGACGCUGUUGGGUUCAUCAAGAGCUCAGACAGCCAUCAAAAAGAAGGAGAGGAAAAGGAGGAGGAGGAGGAAGUGGAGGUGGACAUUCUGCUUUACUCCCCGGAUAAAGUGCCUCAGUCCAGAGAGUGUAAGAAUGGACAGGACAACAUGGACAUAACUCCAGAGGAAGAAGAGGAGGAAGAUGUGACUGAGAUUGAUGUGACAGGAGAUGAGGCAGAGUAACCUCUCUUCAUAUGCAUCGUUUUUACAUCGUGUUCAGCACUUUGAUGAGGCACAGUGUUCUCUCUGUUCUGGUUUUAAGUAUGUUCUCUGUGAUGCCAAAUGAAGUCCAUUUUCCUGUCAAACUAUGUCUAUUUUUUAUGUCUCUCUGUUUUUGUUUUCACCAUCAGUGCCAGGCAAUAAUAAGCUUUGUACACUAAAGAAUCACAGACUGUAUGCUGGUUUUGAGCUUUUGUUGAGUUUCAUAUACAAGAUUCAAAUGGAUGUUUAAUUUUCAUUAAUAAUAUGCUAAAGCAUUGAUUCAGUUAGGGGAAAUUUCUUACUGUUGUUUACAUUUACCAUUUGUGUUUGUCGAUAUCUUAGGAAUUUUGAAUUCUUAGACUGAUGAAGGUAAAAGCACUUCAUUGCGUCUGUGUAAGUAACAGCUGUAGAGAAAAAAACUUAUUUUGAGUAUGUAUUUGUAAUGGUAUGUUUAAUGUUAAUUGCAUAAUUAUCGUUUAUUAAAAACAGUCUGUCUUUUCAUGCA